CACCCUUCUUGGUUAUGUCUUGUUUGUUGGAUUAAUUUAUUGACAAUUUUAAUUCUGAAAGUGAUUUGUGCGAAGAGGAUGAGACCGAUUUUUGCUGGGAACUUGGAGUACGAUACUCGUCAAUCGGAGCUUGAACGAUUGUUUUCAAAGUAUGGAAGAAUUGACCGCGUGGACAUGAAAUCUGGAACUUCUACUAAGGGGAAACAUGCUGAGCUUCUGUCUUGGCUUGCCAACCUCUGCAAAUUUUUUUUGGAAGAAAACCUUCUUGCUUGCCUGCUCUCCUUCUACCCACUGAUCUGCAUUUUCUCAUCUGAUCAUUCGUCACUCACCUCACCAUCUCCCAACAUUGACAUUUCCACCAGAAUGUUCUUAGUGGGAUCAUCAAUCAAUUUAUUAAGCAAUGCAUAGCUUAUCUGAAAAUAGGGGAUCAAUGAAAUUCUGUCAAGUCAUGCCAUUCUAUUUCUGAAAUCACUUGUGCUGUCUGAAUGGAGAAGCAUGCUUAGCAGUCUCAGAUCUGAAUUUUGGAUUUAACCUUUAUUUGCAAUCAUGAUUUUGUUCCUCAUUCAACGCCUCUACAGCUUCAUGUGCAUCAGCCCUCACUUAUAUUCAGGUUUUGCUUUUGUCUAUUAUGAGGACGAGCGAGAUGCGGAAGAAGCAAUUCGUGCACUUGACAAUGUUCCAUUUGGUCAUGAAAAGAGGAGGCUAUCUGUGGAGUGGGCUAGGGGUGAACGAGGACGCCAUCGUGAUGGAUCAAAGGCAAACCAGAGGCCAACAAAAACCCUGUUUGUGAUUAACUUUGAUCCAAUCCGAACUAGAGUUCGGGAUAUAGAAAAACACUUUGAACCAUAUGGAAAUGUUCUUCAUGUCCGGAUUCGCCGGAACUUUGCUUUUGUGCAGUUUGAAACUCAAGAAGAUGCCACUAAAGCUUUAGAGUGUACAAAUAUGAGUAAGAUCUUGGACAGGGUGGUAUCUGUGGAGUAUGCUUUGAGGGAUGAUGGUGAGAGGGGUGACAAUUAUGAUAGUCCUAGAAGAGGAGGAGGUGGUUAUGAUAGAUCACCCAGUCCAGUUUAUCACAGGCGACCAAGCCCUGACUAUGGCCGUCCACGCAGUCCUGUCUAUGAUAGGUAUAACGGUGGUGGACCUGACAGGCGGAGGAGUCCUGAUUAUGGCAGACACAGAAGUCCUGAUUAUGGCAGGCGUAGGAGUCCUGAUUAUGGCAGGCGCAGGAGUCCUGAUUAUGGAAAACCAAGGAGUCCUGAUUAUGUGAAGCCGAGGAGUCCUGAUUUUGGGAAGCCAAGGAGUCCUGAAUUUGGUAGAUAUCGCAGCCGUUCUCCGGUGCGAAGGUCUAGAACGUAAGGGAAGCCCAGUUUUAGAGUAAGAAGAAAGGCUACAAUGGCACUGUCACUUUCUAGUUGUUAGAAUAGCAAGUGGUACAUUAUGUAGUAAAGGGUACUUCUGAGUUUAAUGUGGUUUGCGUCUUUACUUAGCAAUUAGUGCCAAUGGUUCCAUAGGGACCUAAUAUGAGACCCUGUUUAGUGUGGGAUUAUUGAUGCAUAUUUUUUCAAUGACAUCGUGCUUUGCUACAGCUGAAUUCUCUUUUCGUAGCCUAGUAUUGACACUAUUGUGAAUGAGUGCGCUCUUGCAGAAUUUGUAAUCAACUGUGCUCCAAAAGAAAUGUUAUUUGUUAAACUGCUUGUGCA
This is a messenger RNA of Vigna unguiculata (cowpea), 1700 nucleotides long. Its product is annotated as serine/arginine-rich splicing factor RS31. The record is from RefSeq and is a predicted model, not a curated record. Gene Ontology annotation, molecular function: RNA binding. NCBI's taxonomy places the organism in Eukaryota, Viridiplantae, Streptophyta, Magnoliopsida, Fabales, Fabaceae.